UGUUACAGUGGUGUCCAACUUUAUUGCUGAGAAUCCUAAUUCAAUUUUCAACAUGGUAUUGUUAUAACAGAUUGACAAAAUGAUUUAUGAAAUCAUCUGAUAUCCGUGUGAAUGUAUCUUACAUAUCUAAUACUUUUAGUGCAUAGAUUUAUCAGAGUAAACAGUUUUAUAAUUGUAGGUCAUUUCGUGUCCAUAUUGUAACGAUCGAUAUAUAGCAAAAAACAAUGACUGUAUCACAUAUUUUGUAAAUUAAAUUUGACCUUCCACUAAAACCCAUCCCAACUUAACCUAAUUGAAUUAAAAUACCACAGAUGCUCUGACUGGAAUUUCAGAAAGGAUUGUUCUAUGUUUGUGUCCAGGACUGAAACGUUCGAAACAGAGCAAUGCUGAAAGUAAAGCUGAGGUCCAGUCGAAGGGAAAAAAACAAAGCAACACCGAUACAAAAUGAAACAACGACAGUGAAGUUAGAGAAAAAAUCUUCCAAACAGAAAAUGAAAGAAUAUAGAGACAGGUUAAAGGAAAAUCCAGACACAUACAAAGCAUAUCUAGCAUCAGAAGCUGAAAGAAAUAGGGCAUAUAGGGCAAAGUUAGGCGACCAGCAAAGGGAGAGGCAGCGUGAGAAGACCAGAAUUCGGGUACAAAAAUUCAGAGAAAAGAACAAAUCUGCAUUGAUUUUAAAAACGCCACAAGAGGAUGCCUUGGUACAACAAAAAACACCAAAAACGAGACAAAAGGUUAAAGACCAGAGGGAGUAUUGGCGAGACAAAAAGAAAGAGCAGAGAAAAAACAUGACAGCUCAAAAACGAAGGAGAGUUAAUGAAAAAAGAAGAUUAAAUUAUGCCGAAAAGAGAGUUAAAAAACUAACAACAAAAGAAAAAGAAAAGGAAGAAAGAACAAUUUCCCCAGGGUACAAAACCAAAGAGGCAGAAAGGAAAGCAGUAUACCGCGCUAAACAAUCUCUGCCAUCUUCACCUAACAAGUUCGCAAGUGUUCUCGCUGGUAUUGCUGCAUCGGCCACCCCAAGAAAAAGGGCAGCAUUGCAAAAUGAUGGAAUCAUAUUAACACCAUCAAAACGACGACGACUGGAAAUGUGUAGUCAAUCCCUUGCAAAAAUAACGGGUGAAAUUCAAAGUAAAAAAUAUAAAAGAUCGAAGUUGGCAUUGAGUAGGAGACGCAUUUUAGCAUCAAGCAUAGUUUGGUCCAGUAACACACACAUGAGAAAAAACUAUGGUAUGUCGUGGGCUUUUGCAUACAAAUGUUCAAAACUUAAGGGAGUAUGGACUGACAAGAAAAGAAGUGACGCCUUGGACGAAGAUACAAUAAAAAAAGUUGAAGAUUUUUUCAGGCAACCGUGUAAUUCAAGAUGCCUACCGGAUAAAAAACAUGUGUCAAAGAAGACCAUGGAACCAAAAAGAAUAAUGGAAGUGAGCAUUGUAGAUACAUAUGAAAAGUUUAGAGAACAGAAUGCAGAAUGCAACAUCAGUUUCAGUAAAUUUUCUUCCCUUCGACCAUGCAACGUUAAAACAAUGAACAAGAAUGCUUUCAAUAAUUGUUUGUGUGAAUACUGCACAAACAUUGAACUUAAAGUCAAAGCCAUUGAAAAAGUAGUUGGAAACAGAAGCAUUGUCAGGAAUCGCUAUGAUAUAUCUAAAGAAACCCUUUGUUCAAAGGCGCUUAACUCACAGUUCUACCAUAAAAAAUGUUUGGAAAGAAGGUGCGAUAAAUGUGGCCCUGAGAAAUUUACAAAAUCCCUAACUGAUGUUUUAAACAAAAAAUCAACUACUCUAGAGUGGCACAGAUGGGAGAACCAAACUAUAAUAGACAGAGGGGUGAAAAAGACAAGAAAGAUGCUACAGAUGAAAAAGAAUAACGUUACUCUUUUCAUGGCAGAAUUAGCAGCCGAAAUUGGUCCUUUUAGUGCUCAUUUGCAUAAUGCAGCUUGGCAAUACGAGCAAUUCAGCACACUUAUAAAGAAUGUACCUGAGAAGUGGGUUGUUUUUUGCAUGGAUUUCGCCGAAAAUUAUACAUGUUUGUAUCAAGACGAGGCUCAGAGCGCGCACUGGAAUCAUGGCCAAGUUACCUUGUUUUCAAUAGUAGCAUACUACCAUUGUCAAUCGUGUUCAGCUAAUAUGAAUGAAAGUUUGAUUUUCAUCACUCCAGAUAGGAAACAUGAUAGUCAUGCUGUUCAUUGUUUCAAUACAAUAGCAAACGAGUAUUUGAAAAGAAAGAACAUUGUCAUCGACAGACAAAUACACUUCUCAGAUGGAGCUGCAAGUCAAUUCAAAUCUAAAACGCCUUUUGAGGAUUUGAGAAAAGGAUCAGACGACUUUGGAUUCCACAUCGAAAAGCACUUUUUUGGGUCGAGACAUGGAAAAGGUCCAUGCGAUGGAGAAUUUGGGGUUGUAAAAAGAACAGUAGCAAAUGCGGUUAAAUCUAGAAAUACAAUACAUGUAGUUAGAACCGCAGAGGAAUUUUAUAUGUAUGCAAAGGGUGCUUUGACAAAACCAAAAGACACCGAUGAAAAAUGUUGCCACACACAGCGUGCCUUUUUUCUUGUUGAGGAAAAAGACAUUCAACGACAAAGACCAGACCGAAUUAACGUCAAAGCUAUUAAAGAUACAAGAAAGAAGCAUGGUGUCAAAUCUCUAGCUGACGGAACAUUGGCAACACGUUUACUUAGCUGCUUUUGUAGAGAAUGCACUACACACAAUGGCACGUGUAUUAACCUACAACAUGUUGAUGAUUGGGAAAGCACAUCAAAGAAAAAUAAGAGUGUUCCCUUAAACAAAAGGGACUUUGGAAGCAAAAAUACAGACAAGACCCAAAAGAGAAAUAUGAUAAAAAAAGAUGAGACACAAGGGAUAAAAUCCAAAAAAAAGAAUGACAGUUUAAGGAAAAAAACAAAAGUCCCCCUGAACAAGAAAUAUGUUAAAAGGACCAAAGAUGAGGCUGUUAAUGAUCGUUUUGAUAAUGAGUGGCCGAAAGAACGUAGUGCAUAUUUCCAGAUGGUUUUACUUUAUUUACAGUCCUCAGAAUCAUUUGAUGACCUUCAGGCAAAAUGUAUUGAGAUUAAUGAAAGUCCAAUGUUCCACAGUUACCCAUUUACAGUCGAUAAAGACAUUGCUAUGGUGACUCAUAACCUUGCUGCAGACAGACAAGCAAUAGAUUGUAUGCCUAGAGACGGACUUGAAUUAUUCAGCUCAAUGUUACCAGUUUGCGUUAUUGGAGAUGGAAAUUGCCUCCCUAGGUCUGCUAGUGUCGCCUGCUUUGGCAAUGAAACUGCCCACAAAGAAAUAAGAGCGCGUAUCGUGGUGGAAAUGUGUUUGUAUAAGCACCAAUAUGUUGAUAACGAAUACCUAAAUAAAGGUGUUGAUUUACCUCAAAAAGAAGCUAAGAAUCUUGUAAAAACAUAUGCAAUGUUUUCGGAAAAAUACACACCCGGCGACAAACUUACCAAUGAAGUCAUUAGCAGAAUUUAUGACGCUGAAGUUUCUGAGAUUGUCAAAUUGGCAUAUUUAUGGGAAUUUGGCAGUUAUUUGCAUUGUCAUCAUGUGCAAAUACUAGAAUGUAUUCUGUAUACCCAGAUUUAG
This is a messenger RNA of Mytilus trossulus (common blue mussel), 3590 nucleotides long. RefSeq lists its product as uncharacterized. Bases 384 to 3590 code for a protein of 1068 amino acids. The transcript has 2 exons. The record is from RefSeq and is a predicted model, not a curated record. Lineage: Eukaryota; Metazoa; Mollusca; Bivalvia; Mytilida; Mytilidae.